Molecule: messenger RNA, 5628 nt
Organism: Etheostoma spectabile (orangethroat darter)
Lineage: Eukaryota; Metazoa; Chordata; Actinopteri; Perciformes; Percidae
Gene: garre1
Product: granule associated Rac and RHOG effector 1
Exons: 15
Coding region: 698-3961 (1087 amino acids)
Biological process (GO): Rac protein signal transduction
Molecular function (GO): CCR4-NOT complex binding
Source: RefSeq, a predicted model, not a curated record
UCUUUGUUUUUAUUGAUGUGGUCUUAACGGUUGUGACACAGACAGGGGAUUCGCUGUCAAGAGGGUGGAUGCCUAGAGAUGGAAAUGACCUAGAGGCCUUACAGAUACAUUUGUGCUUUUGUCGCUCUAAUCUGCAUCCGCGGAGAGCAGCGAGACCUGGGAGCACACUUGUUUUCGCAGUGAGUAAUAUCUACCUCAGCCAGCAUACAGGGGAGAAUCCAGGCAGCUGCUGGAGACUUCAGACAGACAGACGGAGCUAUCAGCUGGCCAUUCGCUCACUGCCUGCAGAGUUCUGCUUUGUGAAGAGGAUUUGAGACGGACUGGAUCCGUCUGCCCUUCACCUCCCACAGCUCAUCUACCAGCUUGUUUUGGAGCUGGAAACCGAGAAUCUGGAGGUGUGUCUGUGCUGUUUCAUAAGCUGGGCCUGACAUAUCUGCAGCAGGGCUGCAUUCAAGCAUUUCACUCAGCUUGCCAGUCUUUUUGAUUGCCCUUCGACCUCUCCCAAUUCUGCCCUGCCUCUCUACAAGGCAUACUGAGAUGAGCCUCUGGCAGGUGGGAUCCUUGAGCUGUCUUUUUAUGUAACUUGAACAGUUCCAGGACUGUGGACAGGGUUUUUUUUUUUUGUAAAGAGGACAAGGGCACUUUGUGUGAGGAAAUCGAACUAAAAACAGAUCCUUCCGGUGCUGUUGCACCACUUAUGUAUUGUUGUAGUGCGCAGGAAAGUAAAAUGGACUACAAGCGUCGCUUUUUGCUCGGCGGGUCCAAGCAGAAAGUGCAACAGCACCAGCAGUACCAGAUGCCUGAGCUGAGCCGGUCCUUGAGCGCCUCCCUGGCCUCCUCUUGCUCUGCCUCUUCGCCCAUGGGCACCGGGGUUGGCAUGCCUGGCAGCUGCCACCCACCUCCUUCCGGCACCACCACCGCAGUUGCAGACAUCCAGCAAGGCAUCUCCAAAUAUUUGGAUGCCCUCAAUGUGUUCUGCCGGGCCAGCGCCUUCCUCACAGACCUGUUCAGCAGUGUGUUCAGGAACUCUCACUAUUCCAAAGCAGCUAUGCAACUGAAGGACGUGCAGGAACACGUUAUGGAGGCGGCCAGCAGGCUGACUGCAGCAAUAAAGCCUGAAAUCGCCAAGAUGUUGAUGGAGCUGAGUGCCGGGGCCGCCAACUUCAAAGACCAGAACGACUUCAGCCUGCAGGAUGUUGAGGUGCUGGGUCGAUGCUUCCUCACGGUGAUGCAGGUCCAUUUCCAGUUUCUAUCACAGGCUUUGCAGAAGGUCCAGCCCGUGGCUCAGUCCUGCCUGGCAGAGGCUCUUGCCCAGGCCCAGGAGCGUUGCACCAACACCCGCUCCCAAAGCUCCGACCUCAGACCCCUCACAGAGCUGGAGGAAGCCUCCCGCUCAUGGAAAGGUGCAGCUCAGGCCAUGGCGAGGCUGAGAGAGAGGGGCCGGGACGGCUGCCUGGCAGGCAUCCAGGUUCAGCAGCUCUUCUGCUCCAACAACACCACCAUCCCGGAGCACCAGCUGAAAGAGCUCAACAUGAAGAUUGACAAUGCUUUACAGGCCUACAAAGCGGCACUAGAAAGCCUUGGCCAUAGUGAGUACGCACUGAAGGCUGGCUUUCAUCUUAACCCCAAAGCUGUGGAGGCAGCCUUACAGAGCUGCUGCAGUGAGGCGGAGGCUCAGCAGGCAGGCAGGAUGCAGACCACCUCACAGCCAAUCCAGUGCGAGCUGCCCACCAUCCCUGUACAGAUUGGCUCACAUUUCCUCAAAGGAGUGUCCUUUAACGAGUCAGCGGCUGAAAACCUUAAACUGAAAACGCACACAAUGCUGCAGCUCAUUAAGGAGGCAUUAGGCCAGAACGGAGUGACCCCCAGGGACGACUCUCCCGUCACCGAGGUCCUCAACCAAGUGUGCCCAUCCAGUUGGAGAGGAGCCUGCAAGACCGCUGUCCAGCUGCUGUUUGCGCAGGCUGGUCUGGUGGUUGUUGAUACAGCUCAGAUUGAGAACAAGGAGGCCUAUGCUCCCCAAAUCACUCUUGAGGGUUCCAAAGUGGUGGUCCAGGUUCCUUCUACAUGGUGUCUGAAGGAGGACCCAGCCACUAUGUCCUUGCUCCAGCGGAGCUUGGAUCCGGAGAAGACACUUGGCCUAGUAGACGUGCUCUAUACAGCAGUGUUUGACAUCAACAGGUGGAAGGAGAGAAAAGAGCAAGCCUUGCCCACUAUUCAGAUGCAGCUCCAGCGGGAGAUCCCAGACUAUAGCGGCCAGGCAGACCUGCCUCUAGGCACCAGCUCCAAGACCUCCAGUGGACUGCCCAAAACAAUAUCCAAGCUGACUUCCAAGUUCACCAAGAAGGUCUCAUCCAGCUCAAAUAGUGGGGGCAGUUACUCCAUCCCUAGCACCCCGUCUCGCAGCAUGCUAACAACCAGUAGCUCUGAGGAUAAGGCCAAGAGCCUGGGCCACAGCGACGGGAGGCUACAGAGCAUCUUGCAGAUGAGCAGCCUGUCAUGCACCCCUGACUCUACUCAACCAAGCCAGCUGCCCAACGGCUUAGUGUCCGAGGACCAGGGGAUGAACCUGCCGACUGACCAAGAGAUGCAGGAUGUCAUCGACUUUCUCUCAGGAUUCAACAUGGGAAAAUCCCAACAGGCUUCGCCCCUGGUCAAGAGGAGAAACUCCGUGGCAUCUGCAAACCCCGCUGACCUGAAGCCCCCGAGUGGACCUCCGCCAACCUCCCAAUCUAUCUCUCACAGUGCCCUACAGCCCCAAGCUCAGACCCUGUCCCAGCCUCCACCAUCAGUGCAGAAGCAGCAGUCACAACCACAGCCACCUCCUCCUCAGCAACAGCAGCAGCCCCCUCCUCAGCAACCCUCCCCACAGGCCCUGCAGUACUACCAGCACCUCCUGCAGCCCAUCAGUCAGCAGCAGCCACCACCUCCUCAGCAGACCCCACCUCAGGUCCUUUCGCAGCAAAGAGUGGCAAGCAAGUGGCUCGGUACCUCCGGGCAACAGCCUCAACCGCAAGGCCCCCCAGCAGGACUGUCACCCCUGGGUCCAAUUGGGCAGUGGGGCUCUCCUGGACUGCCAGAUCUGAGCUCGGAUCUGUACAGUCUGGGCCUGGUCAGCACCUACAUGGACAGUGUCAUGUCAGAAAUGUUGGGUCAGAAGCCGCAGGGGCCCCGCAACAACACUUGGCCCAACAGGGACCAGAGUGAAGGAGUGUUUGGAGUCCUGGGAGACACGCUGCCUUUCGACCCGGCAGUUGGCUCUGACCCGGAGUUUGCACGUUACGUUGCUGGCGUCAGUCAGGCCAUGCAACAGAAACGGCAGGUGCAGCACAUCCGUCGCCCUAGCAACACACGCAGCAACUGGCCAAUGCCUGAAGAGCAGCACAGGACCUGGUCCCACCCAGAGUACUACAGUGAGGGGGAGGCCGUAAACAGCAGCUGGUCAGCCAAUCAGGGUGACUCGGCCAGCUCCAGCGACGAGACGUCUUCGGCCAAUGGUGACAGUCUGUUCUCCAUGUUUUCUGGGCCGGACCUUGUAGCGGCAGUUAAACAGAGGAGGAAACACAGCUGUGGUGAGCCGGAGGUGUGCACCCUGCCCUCACCACCACUUCAUCACAUGUGCGACGAUAACCAGGACAGCAAAACUAAAACCUGGCCUCCCAAAGCGCCAUGGCAGCACUCCACCCACACCAACACCAUGCCCAAUCCCAGCUCUUCCUUGUACCAGAUGAACAUCCCCCCUUCCUCCCAGUGGAGUGACUCCAUGCAGAUGCUGCAGUCUCCUGUGUGGUCCACAGCCAGCGACUGCUCCCCUUCCACCGGCAUCUCCUCUGGUUUUCCCUUCACCCAGCAGCAACAGCAACAGCAGCAGCAGCAGCAGCAACACAAACCCAUGACCAAGGGCUUUAAAUCCUUCCCCCUCAAACAUGAGCACAGGCCCUCCUACCUUCACCAGUACUGAUCAGUCUAAUGUCGGUGAAGUGCCACCGAGAGCCUGUAGCUUUGCGAGAUGAGCCACUGAGUGGGCCGAGCUGCAACCAUUACAGUCCACACCCACUGAAUUGGAAGAUUUCAAAGCCUCAGAGGCAAAAUUAAGUAUACACACUGGCUCAACAUUUUUGUACCUAUAUUUUUCCAUGUCAAACAUCCCCAUUUGAAAAAGAGACAUAUUUUGAAGUUUUUUAACGACAGGUGCAUGUGUCAUGCGGGCAGCAGUUAGUCUUGUGGUCGUUUCUCUGUCUGUCGAGCUGACGUCUCCUCAGACAAGAGCUGGAGACGUGCACGGCCGUCACCCACUUGCUUCUGCAGCUGAAUGUGUGUGUAAAUGAGGGGAUUUCAAGAGGGCAAGGGCUUGAAAUGCUCUCAUUUGGCCCAUAAUAAAUAUACUGUGUCUACAUAGCUGUAACUGCCCAAUCUCACGCAAGAUGACUCAGAAUACAGCUACCAUUUACUGUUUCAUAGCUUGUAAAAUACUGAAGUUGAUAUAUAAAUAUUUAGUUCUUUUUAUUAAGAGGCUUUGAGCAGGCUCAGCAUAAAUAUAGUAAGUCACUGCAGAGGUGUAAUUUGAGAGAAAUACACUACUUUUUCAAACAACUGACCAGAGUUAAGAAUUAUAGCAGUAACUAUGUGCCAUGUUGGUAUUGAUAGCACUUGCAGAAUAUUAUUCUCAACCAAAGCGUUGUUCAGAAGUUGAAUGGUGCUGAAGAGAUAAGAGGCGAUCUGAGAUUAUUGAUAAACAGUGAAGUUGCACACCCUAUUGGAUGAGAGCAUUAGGGAACAUCUUCACACCCAGAAGCGCAGUCAUUUCCUCCUCUCUAAUUGGCAGUUGUUUGCUCCAGAUUGACACUAACUCCCAUAAACCUAACUUUAGUUCCGUUUAAUACAAUAUUUUUCUUGUACAAUUAUUGACAGUAUUAAUCUUAUUUUUGUAUUUUCUUACAUGUUAUACCAUUACUGUAUGUUAGUAUUCUUGUAGGCAUAUAACAUAAAACAUUAUUUUCCACCUCCCAAUAUGUGAAAAAGCACAUUUCUUUCCUACAGAGUUGAACUACACCAUCUAUCUAUAAAAGUUACCAAAUAUGCCAUGCUAAACACUAAAACAUUGUGUGUUUUAGGGUGUUUUUGAGCCCUUGUUUCUUCGGUUUCUAUGGCAAUGGGCUGUAUUUAAAAAGCCCAGAAUGUUAUCUUUUUGUGAUGUUUGCGGAUGCCAAUGUUGCCUGUAUUUAUGAAAUGACACCAUGUUUUCAGAAAACUAACAUACUUAACAUGUUUACAGAGAAUUGUUUGCUGUAUAUACAUAUAAAUAUAUAUCUUUUUAUAGUUAAUGUGCUUUGCACAAUCAAGAUAUAGGGUUUGUUGCUUUUUGUCUGUGUUAUCUCCCUAACUGUUGCAGCCUUUUUUAAAGACAUCAUUACAGACCUUGGACUGUAACUGUUAGCUUCUGAGCUGUGUCAAAUGGUUUACUAGUGGCUUCUACAAAAUAAAAAAAUGAAUAAAAAAAACACGUUGCCCUGAUAGAAGAUAUGAAGGGGGACUGCUUGGCUUAUUGUUCUCUUGAGCUGGCAACUGAAACUUUCCAAGUGUACCAGCAAUGCAAAAAAAUGAAUAAAAAUGACUAGCAAUUCAAAA